Cryptomeria japonica (Japanese cedar) is the source of this 1763-nucleotide messenger RNA. Its product is annotated as NAP1-related protein 2. Gene Ontology annotation, biological process: nucleosome assembly. Lineage: Eukaryota; Viridiplantae; Streptophyta; Pinopsida; Cupressales; Cupressaceae. The coding region runs from base 514 to 1317 and encodes 267 amino acids. Gene Ontology annotation, molecular function: histone binding; chromatin binding. The record is from RefSeq and is a predicted model, not a curated record. Gene Ontology annotation, cellular component: nucleus; chromatin. The transcript has 10 exons.
AUUUCCAACAAAGACUAUGCUGUGACCAAACCAGCGACUCAUUUUUAAAUACUAUAGAUAUAACUGUACCUAUUGAACCGCCGGAAAGAUAACGGAAUGAUUUUCUUAAACCACAAACAUGCAGGAAUGAUUUAAAUGCUGAAAGCGAAACAUACACGAUGAAAAAUCUAUUAAUGGAAGCAAACUAGAAUGAAAGUGCAUCGUAGAUAUGCGGGAGUGAGCAUGGCAAAGAAGAUCCGGCGGCUUAGAGGAUAGCAAACCAUUUCCACGAGUUAAUGCCCAAAGGUGCAGCAAUUCUCAUAAUUAGUAUUCCAGACUCAGUGUACGGCUUAAAGGGUUUUGUUUGCAUUUUUUUUUCGAGGUUGGACUUACCUAACAUGGUGGUCAUGGAUUCCCAAGCAAAUUCCUGCAAUUGUUUUAGAGCGGCAUAGUAGACUGCUCUUUUGUUUUGUGCAUCCUGCUAUUUUCGGUGAAUUUCUCCAAGCGGAAGGCAUUGAGAAAUUUCCGCUGAGUAUGGCGGACAAAGUGAAAAAAACGAAGGUAGAAGACGUUAAUCUUGACAGCGAACUCAUUCUUGCAAUUGAGAAGCUGCAGGAAAUUCAGGAAGAGCUCGAGAAAGUUAAUGAGGAAGCAAGUGACAAAGUGUUGGAGGUGGAGCAGAAGUAUAAUGAGAUACGACGGCCUGUUUACGAGAAGCGCAAUGAUCUUAUUCAAACAAUUCCCGAAUUCUGGCUCACUGCUUUUCUGAGCCAUCCAGCCUUGUGUGAUCUACUGACCGAAGAAGAUCAGAAGGUUUUUAAGUAUUUACAAUCAAUUGAUGUUGAAGAUUUUAAAGAUGUGAAGUCUGGAUACAGCAUUUCUUUUACAUUCCGCCCAAAUCCUUAUUUUGAGGAUACUAAGCUGACAAAAGUAUUCCGGUUUACUGAUGAGCUUACCACAUCGGUAUCAGGUUCUAUGGUUAAAUGGAAAGAUGGCAUGGAUUUGACCAAUGGGGUUGUUCCAGACAAAGAGGGGAGGAAACGCUCUCUUCAAGAAGAAAGUUUUUUCAAAUGGUUCAGUGAGACCCAGCAGAAGGUUCCUUCUGAUGUAAUUCAUGAUGAGGUGGCAGAAAUAAUUAAGGAAGAUCUCUGGCCUAAUCCACUGAAGUACUUCAACAAUGUGAGUGGGAAUAUGGAAGCUGAUGAAGAAGAUUAUGAGGACGAUGAUGACAAUGAAGAUGCCGAGGACCCUGUAAGUCAAAAUAUGGGAAAAGGUGAUGAGCACACUGAUGAAGAUGAUGAUGAACAAGAUGAGGAUGACGAAGUAGAUGACGCCUAAAAUUAUUUACAAUCUUUGAAUUAAGUUCUGAUACCUGACAAGAACUAAACCAAGCAUGGUUCUGUAUACAUGGUUGCUUGAGAGACAUGUUUAACUUAUAUAUGGGCUGUAAUUAUUUAUGAUACAUUCAGAAACUGGUUGCCAUGCAAACAGCCUAGGAAAUCUUUGAAUUAAGUUCUGAUAUCUGACAAAAACUAAACUAGGCAUGGUUCUGUAUACAUCGUUGCUUGAAAGACAUGUUUAACUUAUAUAUGGGCUGUAAUUAUUUAUGAUUUAUUCAGAAACCGGUUGCCAUGCAAACAGCUUAGGAAAUGUUUUGGUCUAUGCUGAAGUGUUUUGAUUAUCCUCACUAUGUACGGUUAUAAAGUGAGGAGAAGAUCAAGUUCAAACAAAUGAUGUGUUUAGGAUGGUCAAGGAUAGCUAUUUUACAUGAAACUUCAUAAUUG